UUAAACAGCUGAGUAAAAACUUCCGGUUAUUUUAAAAUGUAUGAUCACUUCGUCAUUCAAUAAUUCGUCAUGUUUUAAAAACGAAACUAGAAUGGGAGAAACAUAUGAUUAUUUGUUCAAAAUAAUUUUAGUUGGGGAUCAAGCCGUUGGGAAAACCAGCCUUGUAAGACGGUUCACUACAGGAAGAUUUCAGCAAGAGUACAAGUCUACGAUUGGUGUAGAUUUCACUGUCCAAACGUUGCAACUUGAUGGUAAAAUUGUAAAGCUGCAAAUUUGGGACACGACAGGACAAGAAAGAUUCAGAAGUCUUACAACAGGAUAUUAUCGUAAUGCACAUGCUGCAUUGGUUGUGUAUGACGUCACCAACACAGAAUCUCUAAAUAACUGCGUCAGAUGGAUGAAUGACGUCAGCAUGUACAGUGGUCAAGACAUUCCAAAAUUAUUAUUAGGCAAUAAAUGUGAUAAACUAAGUGGUCGAAUAGUAAGUUCAUCAGAUGGCGAACACUUUGCAAAAAAACAUAAUAUGAUGUCCUUUUCAGAAACAAGCGCCAAAGAUGGCCGAAAUGUAGAUGAUGCUUUUUAUAAAUUGGCUCAGGAACUAUUCAGAACAUAUUCUGAACCUAUGGAUUAUAAAUCUGACUCAAUUAAGCUAGAUUACUUGCCAGACAGUACUGCAUCUUGGUGGGGAUGUUGUGGAUAUUAAUUACCGAAACAUUUACAAAGUGAUUGAAAAUAAGAGGAUAUAUUUAUGUUUGACUUUUUCUUUAACCACUUUUCUUAUGAGGCAUUGUUAUAUUUUAAAAGUGUGUAGCGCAAGUUAUAAAAAUUACAAUUAUCUUUUACUUAUUUCAAUAAUUAUUCAGUUUGUUGUCAAACUCAAAAAGUCAAAGAACAUUAUUUUUGAAAAUGUAAGACAUGCUGGUAAAAUGUAAAGAUAAAUACAAAAGGAUAUGUUUGGUAACACAAUAGGAAAGGGUCGGGGAGGGGGGUGCUGGGGUUAAUUUACGUAAUUACAACUUUAUCUACAUAAGACGUGCCAGUACCAAGUCAGGAAUAUGAAAGUUGUUUUCGAUUCGUAUGAUAUGUUAAAGCUUUUAAUUUAACCAUUUGAUAAGGGACUUUCCGAUGUGAAUGUUUCUUGGUGUCUAGACUUUAUACCACACAAUACUGCAUAUUGGUGGAGAUGUUGUUGAUAUUAACAUUCACUAUGUUAAAAAAAGGGAUCGAACGGUUGUUAUUAGUGGAUAUUUAUAUUAUGUUUACUUUUAUUUCAUUAUCCUUUUCGAUGUAUUUUCAAAUGUGUCGGAAUUAUCUUAUCCCAGAAACAGUAUUAUUUACAUAAUGUGCUAGUGACCUAAUACGGUAUAUAUGGGGUCAGCUCGAAUCCCUAUAUAGAAUUUUUUGACCCCAUAUAUACCGUAUUACGUCACUAGCACACUAUGUAACGAUUUUAUAUUACCGACUAUCUUAAUGUGUGAAAUUUAGACUAGUGACAUAUCAAAAUGAGCAAGUCUUCAAUACGGUUAGCAUUAUGAAACUAUUUCCAUUGAUCCUACACAAUCAAUCGUCAAAGAUAACAGCUUGUUAGGUUUAAGGUGGUAUGGAAGUCUAAAAUAAAAAUGAUAGAAUUUGUUCAUACUUUGCCAAAACGUAGUAUCUAUUGAUAUAUGUUAAAAAACAUGAUAAAAAUGAUAGGUCACCGCGAAUUUUCUUAAGCUACAGGAUGUGACAAAAUGACACAUUUUGUAUGGUUAUACAGGAAGAAACACAAAAUUUGGGAUUAGAAACUAAACAAAAUGAUAGAAUUGUUAAAUACUUAAGGCAAAGAUAUCUUUCAGACAAUGCUUUGAGAAUAUGAAAAGAAAAGAUAGGGUCAUCGUACUUUUUUUUCGGCUAAAAUUCAAAAUAGGAAAACUCCAUGUAGAUUCCUUCAGAAAAUGCACUGUUUUAGAGUUACCUCCCCUUAAAAUAACAAUUAAAAAAAACAAAAAAAAAACAUCCAAAAUUAAUCAAUAUUUGCAAAAAUAUUAAUAUUUAUAAGUUAUAUUCUUAUAUAUCGGUUCUUUUAAACGAAAAUUCACAUUAAAUAUCUGCAUUCCUGCAUCAAAUUUUGCUGACUUGAUAGAAAAUCUGGACCUUUGGUUCUCUGUUUUUUACAAUCCAAAAUGGAGGAAGACACCCAUACCACCUUAAAUGUGUUUAAUGAUUUUUUUUCAAUCUUAAUCAUCAAUUUCUCUCUGUUGAAACCUCUAAGACUUUUUCUCAGUACCGUUUUGUUUUUUAUAAAGGGACGUAACCCCACUUCUAACCGUGUAUGAAAUAAGCCCCGCCUCUCUACUAACCUAAUAUCAAAUAUACACUGUAUUAACGCGCGGACGCUUUUAACCAAUCACAUUCCUAGAAAUGUAUAGGUGGUAAGAUAAUUUACCUAGGCCGUAUUUGACUCAACUUUUCGGAAUUUUGGGUCCUCAAUGCCCUUCAACUAUGUACUUGUUUGGCUUACUAUUCUGAUUUGAGCGUCACUGAUGAGUCUUAUGUAGACUAAACGCGCGUCUAGCGUACGUAAUUAUAAUCCUGGUACCUUUGAUAACUAUUAUGAUAAUCAUAAAAAUCGUAACUUAUUUGUAAUUUUUAUUCAGUUUAUUUUAUUUUAUUUCUGCUACCGACAAUACAAAAAUGUUAUGUAAAAGGCCAAUGGAAAUCAUAAAGGUAAAAUUUAUGUACAUUUUAACACCAAAUAUUUCUGAAAUUUAAAUUUACAGUAUAUAUUCAUAUUGGAUUUUAAAAUGGCACGAACUGUAAAGUAAGUUUUUGACUUAAUUCAUCUGAACCUAUUGAAAAUAUACUUAUCAUAUUUAUACUUCAAAUGCUACUGGAAUGUAUAUGCAACCUUCUGAAUUAAAAAAAAAAAAAUAUAUUAUUACUUUUUGGAGUACUUUGGAGCUGACAUUUGAAAACGAAUACAGUUUAUUACACAA
Messenger RNA from Mytilus trossulus (common blue mussel), 2978 nucleotides. RefSeq lists its product as uncharacterized. Lineage: Eukaryota; Metazoa; Mollusca; Bivalvia; Mytilida; Mytilidae. Gene Ontology annotation, molecular function: GTP binding; GTPase activity. The record is from RefSeq and is a predicted model, not a curated record. The transcript is spliced from 4 exons. Bases 41 to 703 code for a protein of 220 amino acids.